Molecule: messenger RNA, 2838 nt
Organism: Penicillium canescens
Lineage: Eukaryota; Fungi; Ascomycota; Eurotiomycetes; Eurotiales; Aspergillaceae
Product: serine/threonine-protein kinase
Exons: 4
Coding region: 1-2838 (945 amino acids)
Biological process (GO): peptidyl-serine phosphorylation; intracellular signal transduction
Molecular function (GO): protein serine/threonine kinase activity; ATP binding
Source: RefSeq, a predicted model, not a curated record
AUGACAGUCCGUAAGAAAGGUACAGCACAAAGAAGCCAUUUUGGCCACAGGUUUCCCGCCAAAGUCGUCGUAUCCGCGAAAGGUGCAUCGCCAAUUGAGUCAGGCACGCCAGAGAGCCCAACUUCAGAGCCAAUUAUUCCUGAAGGCAAGGAGCGUUUUAGGACACGCCUCACCCGGAGUGGCUCCAGGAUUCUAUUCUUACUGGGAUUGCGAACUUCGUCCAAGAGUAUCAAAGAGUAUAGCGUCGAAACCGACAGCUGCAUUUACGUUCAGACUGGCGAUGAAAGCCCCCACCCCUUCUCCCCAGAUGGAAAUGGCGAUGGUAGUCUAGGAUAUGGGACUAUGGUCGAAUCACCACAAAGCGAACCGCUUUCUGUCACUCCCUCUGGUGGUCCAUCCGUCGAAGGCGUUGAAACUCUGUCCGAGCCUCUUUCCGACACACACUCCUUUCCCGUAAGCCAGGGUGAACAAGCCACUGAGCAAGAAAGCCAGCCGACUCCAAAAUUUGCAAAUCGCUUCUCGCACAGGAUCUCUCUCGCGUUUGGCCAACCCACCGUUAUUCGCCGUGCGAACCUUCGCCCGAGACCUAGCAUUCUCCGCUCAGUCUCACCGGCUCCAGACAGCUUGUGCAAACAGGUCGAUGGCGCUAAUGAUAGCUCAGUGCCUUCUUCUACCCCAAGCAGCAAUGCGUCUCCCUGUAGUGAACAGUCCACUGCCCCGACCUCCGGGGUGCCAUCCCCUUCAUCAAAUCGAUCCAAGAUAUGCGAUCAGCAUGAGACGGCAGUAUCACAUUUGCCCUCUGUCUCUGGUAUCGACGAGGCUGCGGGUCCUCCUGAAACAAAAAUCAGCAUUGUGCCAUCAAUCAAGACAGUGGAAGUGACCUCAGUGGCAAAGGUUUACCUGGAACUUUACUUCAAUUCUAUUUUCCAGAACAAAGAUUUGCGCCAGGAACGACAGCUUGAGUUAGAACAGUAUAUCUACUCCUAUGACCUCACGGCGGAGGAGCGAAUGAUGACACGCCACAACUGGGUGUUACGAGAAAAUGAUUAUCUGCGGCAGUGCCGUGUACUCAAGUCUAAUCGAUACUGCACUGAGAACGCAAUCUCAGUUGCUGGAUACAAGUCUAUCAAGGUGCUUGGGAAAGGGAGUUUUGGUGUUGUGCGCUUGGUGCGACCAAAUCAUCUUGAUUCGGCGUUUUCCAGCGAAGAUGGUCCUUUGGCUCCCAAUGACAGCAAUUCUCAUACAAGAACAAACCCUCUCGGGGUGCUGAGAUCUGCGGUGGAGGGGGCCAAGAAAAGUCGGCGAAGAUACAUGACGGGGGAGAAGAAAGAAGUAUACGCCAUGAAAGUCAUCAAAAAGACAGAGAUGAUCCAGAACUGUCAGGAAGGACACAUUAGAGCUGAGCGGGAUUUCCUUGUGGCCUCUGAGAGCUCUCGCUGGGUUGUUCCUCUGAUCACCAGCUUUCAGGAUGCCAACAAUCUGUAUCUAGUGAUGGAUUACAUGGUUGGUGGUGAUUUCCUGGGGCUCUUGAUCCGCAAGGACACGCUCCGCGAAGACUGGGCACGUUUUUAUGUUGCCGAAAUGAUCCUAUGCAUUGAGGAAGCACACCAACUCCGUUGGAUCCAUCGGGAUGUGAAGCCAGACAAUUUUCUCAUCUCUGCCUCGGGCCAUUUGAAAAUCUCCGACUUUGGCCUGGCGUUUAACGGGCAUUGGUCCCACGAUCAGGCGUACUACAACAGCCAACGCUACUCUCUGUUAAAGAAGCUCGGUAUCAAUGUCAAGGGAGAUUCUGAGGACCAGAAGGAGUCUCUCGAGGCGAAAGAGCCUGCGCCUGACAUCAAAUUGCAUGGCUUGGAUGACUACGCUGUUCAUCAGGCUCCCUCUUCGGGUCUGUUGGAUUGGCGUGACAACAAAGGGAGGCGCAGAUUCGCCAAGAGUGUUGUUGGUACUAGUCAGUAUAUGGCACCUGAGGUCAUUCGGGGCGAAAUGUACGAUGGAAGAUGUGACUGGUGGAGCUUGGGUAUCAUUCUAUACGAGUGCCUAUACGGCUUCACGCCAUUUGCAUGCGAGAGCCGCCAUGACACCAAGAUCAAGAUUCUACAACACACACGAACUCUCCAAUUUCCGAUAGAGAAAGCAUCGGAGAGGAUGGUCUCUCAAGAUGCCAUCGAUCUCAUUACCAGGAUUCUUCAAGAGCGUCAAUACCGUCUCUGCUCCCAGAAAUAUCAGGCCAAUGAUAUCCUAACCUCUCGGCCCGUCUCAACACAGAUGCUGUACUCCAUGGACUCGCGCUACAGAAAUAUUACGAGUUAUUACGUGUAUCCCAACGACGCAGCGGACAUCAAGGUUCAUCCUUUCUUCAGAGGCAUCCGAUGGCAGGACCUGCACUUGUGCCAACCACCAAUGAUCCCGAGGGUCAGAAACUGGGAAGACACUCGAUACUUCGACGACUGGAAGCUGAUCGCCAAUUCUCCCGGGCAAGUUGAGGCCCAUGACUCUGAUGUCAACGACGAGACUCCUGGGUCAGAUCCUGACGCCAUCACUCCUGCCCCGAAUCCAGAGGAAAACAUUUCCAUUGAGCCACUAAAUGCCAAUUCUACACCAGAUGCAGCGUCUGGUAAAACAAAGGAUGCUGAAAAGAAGAAUGAAAAGAAACGGCCUCGCGACAAGAUCCUGCGUGAUAAACAGAUGGGAAGAAAUGUCUUGGAAAUCCGCAAGAAGGGCGCUUUUCUGGGGUAUACAUAUCGGCGACCCAACGAGAUGGCUUUAGCAUUCAGCACAGAGCGAGGGCGACAGCCACUUGCAAGGGGUCAGUUGUCUAGUCUAUACGCAUCAUGA